UCUUUUUUAAAAAUAAUUAUAAUAAUCUAAUCUAGAUAUAUAUUUUACUUAAGUAAGUACUAGUCUUGACUAGUCUUAACUAGAAAUAAUAUACUGUAUUAUACCAUGAAAAGUAUACCAUACCAAAUCUUGUCUCACCAGGUGGUAUUUUACCACUUGAAUUGGUCCUGACUAGUCACGACCAGUACUACCAGAUAGGUGAUUUUGAAUCCUGCAGCUUUAUAGAAUAUAUUACUAACUUACCACUAGUAUUGUCACAUAUGGUAAUGAAAUUUGGUUAUUACUGGUCCCAACUAGUCAAAUUUGGUAGCCACCUGGCGACCUGGCGACCUGGCGAGCCGCAACCUCGCCGCCGAUAAAGCCACGGACCAGUGAAAUGCUCCGAUGGGACUUGGCAGCCUUGCAAGGCUGGGCAUUUUAUUCUGUAUUGGUAUUUAUGAGGUACCUACCUGGUACUACCUAUGUACAGGAAUUGUCCUCUGUAGAUGAUAUUGCACGAGGGAGUAGUCCGAAUAUCAAUCUAUUCUUAAGUAUCUCGACAUCAAGUAAUUCUAGUAGUCCAAGUGAAUUCGCCAAGAAUGUCCGCGACCGUCCACUUCCCAGCCUCUUCCUUCUUUCUCAGCCCGCUCCUCCUCUUCUCCGCCUUCUCUUUCCAUUUCCCAUUCGUCAGUGCACUUUCUCCUACCUAAAACUAUCUCUUAACCAUCCUCUUGAGUCGUUGCUUUGGAAUUUUCAUCUCUCAUCUUAUCCUCUCUCUCUCUCUCUCUCUUUCUCUUCUCUCUAUUCCUCUCCUCCUCACUUCCUCUCCUCUCAAAAUAAUUCUCCCCUUCACUCAACUUCCAUAUCCAGUAAGCUAUUCUGCGUCAUUAUCUCCCUCUCUCUCUCUCUCUCUCUCUCUCUCUCUGGAACCAUCUAAUUCUUACCCUAUUCCAGAAUUCCCCCCCCCCCCCCCCUCCAGUUCCCUUGUCCUCCGAUAAGGCAUGCGUCUCCAUACCCUUCCUUAAUUGAGUACCGCUUCUUGGGGGUUCUGUGAUGGUCUGGCUGCCACCGG
Molecule: messenger RNA, 1051 nt
Organism: Aspergillus ochraceoroseus IBT 24754
Lineage: Eukaryota; Fungi; Ascomycota; Eurotiomycetes; Eurotiales; Aspergillaceae
Exons: 1
Coding region: 377-916 (179 amino acids)
Source: RefSeq, a predicted model, not a curated record